Messenger RNA from Synchiropus splendidus (mandarinfish), 2233 nucleotides. RefSeq names its product voltage-dependent calcium channel gamma-4 subunit-like. Gene Ontology annotation, cellular component: voltage-gated calcium channel complex; postsynaptic density membrane; AMPA glutamate receptor complex. The transcript is spliced from 4 exons. Gene Ontology annotation, molecular function: channel regulator activity; voltage-gated calcium channel activity. NCBI's taxonomy places the organism in Eukaryota, Metazoa, Chordata, Actinopteri, Syngnathiformes, Callionymidae. The coding region runs from base 171 to 1157 and encodes 328 amino acids. The record is from RefSeq and is a predicted model, not a curated record. Gene Ontology annotation, biological process: neurotransmitter receptor transport, postsynaptic endosome to lysosome; postsynaptic neurotransmitter receptor diffusion trapping; calcium ion transmembrane transport.
UUUCGACACAUUUUUUUAUCCCUUGGUGGCUAGUUUGCUGUGGCCACCUGUGGCUGACGUGGCCGAACAACCCCCGGACUUAACUUCCGUUGAACUUUGGCUGGAAAACAACAGGGAGACUGGUGUGGAAGAAAGGAGAAGUUGCUUCAGAGUGACACGGUCCCGUGAGGAUGGCUCGCUGCGACCGCAGCGUUCAGAGCCUGCUGGCGGUGGUGGGGGCUUUCGCUGCCUUUAGUCUCAUGAGCAUCGCCAUCGGCACCGACUACUGGCUCUACUCCCGGGCGCACAUCUGUAACGCGACGAACGUCACCGCAGACGAGACGCAGAUGCAGAGCAAGAAAGUCAAGGGAGACCUGACCCACUCGGGACUGUGGCGAAUCUGCUGCAUCGAAGGGAUCAACAAGGGAAGCUGUUUUCGGAUCAAUCAUUUUCCGGAUGACAACGACUACGACACUGACAGCUCGGAGUACAUCUUACGCAUCGUCAGAGCGUCCAGCCUCUUCCCCAUCCUCAGCACCAUCCUGCUCAUGAUGGGGGGUCUGUGCGUGGGGGUCGGUCGGAUCUAUAGCAGAAGGAACAACAUCCUGCUCAGCGCUGGAAUCCUGUUUGUAGCAGCAGGCCUGAGCAACAUCAUCGGCAUCAUCGUCUACAUCUCCAGCAACACUGGGGAUCCCAGCGACAAGAAGGACGAGGACAAGAAGAACCAGUACAACUACGGCUGGUCCUUCUACUUCGGCGCACUCUCCUUCAUCGUGGCAGAGUCGGUGGGCGUCCUUGCCGUCAACAUUUACAUCGAGAAGAACAAAGAGUCGCGCUUCCGGGCCAGACGGGACUUCAUCAAAUCGUCGUCCUCACCUUACUCCCGUAUACCCAGUUACCGCUACAGACGAAGGCGGUCACGAUCCAGUUCCAGGUCCUCCGAUCCGUCCAGGGACACGUCUCCAGCGGGCUUGAAGACGGCAGAGGGGACGAGCAGUGGAGUGGGAAGGGCUCCGCCGUUCGGGGAUCUGUCUUUGUACGCGCUCAGCAGGGACGCUUUGAAGGUGGGAAGCGGGAACGUUGGACCCUACAGUCCAGAGAAGGACUUCCUUCAAGUGCACAACUGCUUUCAGAAGGAGCUGAAAGAUGGUGUGAACAGGAGGACCACUCCCGUAUGAGCCUGCGAUGAUGAACAUAAUCCUCCUGUGGGCUCUUGAGUCUCCGUCACUGCUGCGGAGAGCUCACGCCAAGAUAAGACUUCAAAGUGUGAAGGGAUUCAUUUUUCUGGCUGAAGACUUUAGAGAGAUUGAAGCAAAUAUAUGGAUUAUAAUACUUUCAACUUAGGCAUCUGUCUUGUAUCAUCUGUUAUGGAAUUUAUGAUAUAGAGGAAGAUUGUGUGUUUAUAUAAAACUGCCACGAUCAUCUGGUGCCAUAUUUUUAUCUGGGCGCGGCUUUAUCCUCCAAUAAAAAAAGAUCAUAUCAGUAGAAUUCUGGGCAAAGAUUUUUGAUUUUGUUGUCAUUCAUAAUUUAAUAUGUCCCUGCUUUUUAAGCGGGGUAGUGGCUGUCCCAUCAAACUGGGGCGAGAGGCAGUGGACCGUAGCUUUUUUCAUGACACAGUCUCUCAGGUGCUUCUUGUCUCUUGAUGUGUGAUCUCUUUAGAAACAGAACAUUAAAAUCUCCAGUCAACUCACCUGUCAUUCAAAGCAAAGCUUGACGGUCAGUACCACCAUGUUUCGCAGCACUGUGGGGCCUUUGAAGGCCAUCACCAAGGUGGUGUGGAGAUCAGGUACAUUACAACGGGAGGGAGUGUAGCCUGUCCAACAUGUAGCAAUGUAUUCCAGAUGUUAUUUUUAAAAGCUGUAUCUUAAACUCUGAGGGGUCUCAUGUAUUAUGUAUGCUUUAAAUAUGAAUUCAUUUACUGGUGCUAACUUGAUGUGUGCGCCUUUGAUCAUUUUAAACCUUCUGAACUGCCAUUCAUCCUUUUCACUGCUGCUCAGUGGCGCGUCUGAGCCGUGCGGCAUUCCUGUGUGUGAAAUGCAUAUAUUAGUUUAGAAAUCAUUCCACGUGGCACGUACUUAUCCAGUGCUUUUGUUUGCACCAACAAAGGGGUGUUGCUGUUUACUGACGCUUGGUUGAAGGUAGAGGGUUGGCUCAGGGAUGGUGUGCAGUUUCAUGAGCAGACGUGUAGCUUCAAGUGUGACUGUUUCAUGUGACUGUUCUUUAUCGUGUCAGAUUUGCUGUGCUUGGAUUUAUU